AUGAAAUUAUCUAUUGAUAUGUUGGUUGCAACAAAUAAAGAUCUUGAAGAAUUAUAUCUAGUUAAAGAAGAAUGGGAUAUUAUUCAGGAAACAAUUAUUUUACUCGAACCUAUGUACAUGGUUACAAUUUUACUUUCUGGUUGUACAUAUAUUACUAUGUCAGAUAUUCAACUUGCAUUCUUGGGAAUUUUUGAUCAUCUUAACACAAUUAUACGUGAUAGUGAAACUCAAUACCUUAUUGCAGAUUCUAUUCGUGUUAAAUUAAAAAAAUAUUGGAAUAUUUUAGAUACAUCUUCUAUUAUUUCAACUAUACUUGAUCUGCGAUCUAAACUUUUAACUUUCGAAGUAGAAACAGAAACUACUCAAGCUAUUUCUAAUAUGCGUCAAAUGAUGAAUUUAUAUACACAAAAAAUAACAGAAACAACUACAAAUUUAACUAGAUCUACAUCAAAUAUUACUACAACUCAUAUAACAACUACAUCAGUUCGUGCUUUUUUAACAUCUCAAAGGUCGAUUUCACCCUCGUAUAACUUACAACUCGCAAGUUCUUUCUUCGAAAUGACUUUGUCGCGUAAAAUCUCGGUAUUUUUCCUUCUCGUAUUUUUGCUCUCUUUACUGACCGCCACCUCUGCCUUGAAACACAAAGAGAAAUGUAAACACCUCAAGGUAACCUAUCCUGGCCCGGGAGAAAUAUAUACGUUCGGAGAAACGCAUCAUCUUAGACUUCACAAUCAUCAUAAAUCGCAUGUUAGCGAGAUUCAUGGCGUCAAUAUAUUUCGUUUGGAAGGAGCUAAAAAGAUAUUUGUGAAAGUUGUGUUUAAAGGGAGAAAAGUUUUGCCUCCCGGCGGUAGAGCCUCCUUCAAGGCUAUAUUAAAAUUCCCAAAAAGUGUUAAGCUACCUGGCACUUUCCUUUAUAGAAUUAAUGCACGGACCAAAGGCGGGAAGGCUUGUAUCAAGGAUUCUCCUACGUUUACCGUCAAGCCGAGAUGA
Messenger RNA from Acaulospora morrowiae, 990 nucleotides. The record is from the annotation of a GenBank genome assembly. Lineage: Eukaryota; Fungi; Glomeromycota; Glomeromycetes; Diversisporales; Acaulosporaceae.